AUGCUGCUGAAACUCGGGAUGCUCCUUCUUGCUUUUACUCUGAUUCUGUGUCAGACAAAAAUCUCAGAGGCUGCUUCGUCCAGUAAGGAGUUGCUGUCAGAUGGGGUCACACUAUCGAACAAGGAUGCUGAAACGUUGCUCAGAUCUAUCAAGGAGUUCAUGCAGAUAACCUCUGACGAAGCAGCUCAACAAGCAGCUGAAGAGGAGAGCUCGGAUAGACCCGUGUCUAAACGCUGCACAGGCUUAAGCACGUGUGUGUUGGGCAAACUCUCCCAAGAGUUUCACAAACUACAAACUCAUCAUCGCACUAACGUGGGAGCGGGGACCCCCGGCAAGAAGAGAAGUCUAUCUGAGUUAUAUGAAAACUACAGCAACUCAUACGGCCUCAAACUUUGAGUC
Messenger RNA from Nematolebias whitei (Rio pearlfish), 399 nucleotides. It is a transcript of the gene calca, whose product is annotated as calcitonin/calcitonin-related polypeptide, alpha. NCBI's taxonomy places the organism in Eukaryota, Metazoa, Chordata, Actinopteri, Cyprinodontiformes, Rivulidae. Gene Ontology annotation, cellular component: extracellular region. The transcript has 3 exons. The record is from RefSeq and is a predicted model, not a curated record. Gene Ontology annotation, molecular function: calcitonin receptor binding; hormone activity. The coding region runs from base 1 to 396 and encodes 131 amino acids.